Rhipicephalus microplus (southern cattle tick) is the source of this 1845-nucleotide messenger RNA. RefSeq names its product sepiapterin reductase-like. Gene Ontology annotation, molecular function: sepiapterin reductase (NADP+) activity. The record is from RefSeq and is a predicted model, not a curated record. Lineage: Eukaryota; Metazoa; Arthropoda; Arachnida; Ixodida; Ixodidae. Gene Ontology annotation, biological process: tetrahydrobiopterin biosynthetic process.
GCUUACGGAAGCCGGCUUUUAUAUCCCCCAUUCAGAAAAGAAUGCCUGAAGCGAAAGUGAUUGAGAACAUAUGAACAUUCAUUGAUAGCACUGGUUAUCACUGGUGUUGGCACAGAUGAAUAGGGCAACGCAAGGUAUUACGGUUGUUCAGCUGUAGUGAAACGCCGUAAAUAGCUGAUAACGGUGCCCCACCGCACUUUUGCAGCAGCCGUCAAAAGUUUGGAGUGUUUGCCAGAUUAGCGUGGUGUCGGAGUGUUUCUAGGGUAACUUUAAGGCCGCUACGCCACCGACGCCGCUACACCAGCUACACACUGAAAGGAGACGGCUUCACACGUUGAAACGGGAACGCGGUUCUGAAUUUGUUCGCUGCAGCCUUCGGAGCUCUGCGAUUACUACAGCGAUGGCAGAGUCAACAGGUGACUCAGCGGGCGCAUUCUGGAAGAGGAAAUACUACGUUAUCAUAACUGGGGCGAGCGUCGGAAUUGGGCGAGCCUUAGCUCAGGCGUUCAGCCGAGAAGUCGCCGAAAAAUCAGUGUUUGUCAUAACCGGUCGCAACGCGGAGAAUCUCAAUGAAACCAAGCGUCUCGUCGCCCAAGAUGCACCUGGCGUUGAAGUCGUCGCUCGAGUCAUGGAUCAUUCCACGGCCACGUUUGACGAUUACCGAAAGCUGAUAACGGACACCUGGUCCAAGAUUUCUGCAGCGGACGGAGUUUUGUUGGUUCACAACGUAGGCACGAUCGGUGAUGUGCGCAAGUAUGCGACCGCACUCACCGACGAGAAAGAGAUCGACGACUACUUUCACCUCAACAUAACGUCCGUUAUGACGCUGACUUGCUUCCUGGAGAAGUUUCCGAACGGCUCCAACAUUUCUAGGACCAUUAUCAACAUAUCCUCCUUAGCUGCGAUCAAGCCAAUGGCUGGAACAGGCAUUUACUGCACUGGUAAAGCUGCUCGACAAAUGUACAUGAGGAUUAUCGCAGCAGAAAAUCCCACGGUGAAAGUGCUCAACUACUCACCAGGCCCAGUAGACACAGCCAUGCACAAAGCGUUGCACCACGGAGUAAAGGAGAUUGCUGAAGCGGCAAGAGGUAUGGUGGAGUCUGGUACACUUCUGACACCGGAGGCCACAUCUCUUAAGCUGGUUAAAAUUCUCGAGACUCAAAGCUUUCAGUCUGGCGACCAUGUCGACUACUACGAUCGAACCUAACGCAUUACAAGAAUGUGUUUUCUGUGGCCUUUCUAUUUUGCAUGGCAUUUCUAGGCUAAGGUUAAAAUUUAUACUUCUAUUUCUGAAUGUAAUUUCAGGUGUAUUGUUUUUGUUCGGUGCAUUGGUAUUACAAGAUGAAGUAUUUGAAGUGUACUCACCAGCAUGGGCCCAAUUAAAAAGCAAAGCAAGGUUUCCUUUUCCUGUGUAUUGUGAAGUGGCAUUAUUAAUUGAUCGUUAUCUCUGAUUGUUCUUCUUCACAGGCAAUGCAACGACUAAUUAGCCGCUUGCUACAAGCUGGCACGUCUUAGUUUUUAUUGCUGUUUUGUUUUGAAAUAUGCAAAAAAAAUACAUCAUGCUUAGGCACUAAGGUCACAUCUAUUUUUACAUGGAGUGAAUAUUAUCGAGUCUCAAUCAGUUCUUUUUUUUUUCUUUUCUUUUUUCUUCAGUCUUGCUUGGUGUAACCUUCUUCCCGACAGAAUGUUCUUCGGAAGCUUUAGCCACAUCUUGUUGUGCCACUUUGCUACUUUCAAACUGCUGUUGCUACACUUCCUUAGCUUGUGGUUGCACUGGUGACACCUUGCUUUGAAGUUACUUCCAGCGUGCUUGUCGACUGUGUGAAUAAAUUGUGCCAAUACGUA